AUGAGCAGCCAUUGACCUGGUCUCCUACAGAAGGAGGCUGGUUCUGGUUCUGGUUCUGGUUCUGGUUCUCCUCCUGGAGACGUCGUGGCUCAGUCAGAGAAACGUUGCUGACAGUCUGGCAACGAGACAACCCAACAACAUGUUGGUCAACCAGAACAAGUUCCACUCAUCAUGUCAGACUGCAGCAGGAAUGUGGAGGAGGUGAGGAACCUCCUGCAGGCGUGUUCUGGAUUCAGCUCUCAGCAGACCGUCAGCUUCUACGACAGCUGGGCCGAGUGCUACGAACAGGAUUUAGAGACAAUGACCUACAGAUCUCCACACCAUGCCACAGGUUUCCUGGAGGCCCACCUCCCUGCAGGCCGGGACCAGGUCCAGGUCCUGGACGUGGCCUGUGGAUCCGGACUGGUCGCCAAACUGAUGUUUGAGCAGGGCUUCAGACACUUUGUGGGAGUGGACGGCAGUGAAGUGAUGCUGCAGAAAGCUGCAGAGAGCGGACUCUACCAGGACCUGAGACUGGCCUUACUGGGGACAGAACCACUACCAGCACAGACUGGUGUGUUUGACGUGGUGAUGGUGGCCGGUGCUCUGGAUGCUGGUUUUGUUCCCGUCAGCGUCGUCAGGGAGCUCUGCAGCGCCGCCAAGCCAGGAGGUUUGGUCUGCAUGUCGAGAGGGAACCACAGACAAUGUUCCUCAGAAGAAUACAGGAAGGAUCUGGAGCGGGAGCUGGUUCUGCUGGAGGAGGAGGGUCUGUGGAGUCCGGUUGGAGUCCACCAGGUGGACCAGUACAUGGAGAACACUGUGAAGAACCAGCAGGAGGAGGGUCGGUUCAUCAGCGGAACCGUCUAUCUGUACCAGAGAUCGCAGAACGUCUGA
This is a messenger RNA of Centropristis striata (black sea bass), 873 nucleotides long. RefSeq names its product methyltransferase-like protein 27. The transcript is spliced from 6 exons. Bases 172 to 873 code for a protein of 233 amino acids. The record is from RefSeq and is a predicted model, not a curated record. Lineage: Eukaryota; Metazoa; Chordata; Actinopteri; Perciformes; Serranidae.